Molecule: messenger RNA, 3051 nt
Organism: Manis javanica (Malayan pangolin)
Lineage: Eukaryota; Metazoa; Chordata; Mammalia; Pholidota; Manidae
Source: RefSeq, a predicted model, not a curated record
AAGUAAAGAAGCAGAAAUAAAGAGAAUAAACAAAGAGCUGGCAAACAUUAGAUCAAAAUUUAAAGGUGACAAGGCUCUUGAUGGCUAUAGUAAAAAAAAAUAUGUCUGCAAGUUGCUCUUCAUCUUUCUCCUGGGUCACGACAUUGACUUUGGGCACAUGGAGGCCGUGAACCUGCUGAGCUCCAACAGAUACACGGAGAAGCAGAUCGGAUAUCUCUUCAUUUCUGUGUUGGUGAACUCCAACAGCGAGCUGAUCCGCUUGAUCAACAAUGCCAUCAAGAAUGACCUGGCCAGUCGAAACCCCACCUUCAUGGGCUUGGCCCUCCACUGCAUCGCCAAUGUGGGCAGCCGGGAGAUGGCCGAGGCGUUUGCUGGGGAGAUUCCUAAGACUCUUGUAGCUGGAGACACCAUGGACAGUGUGAAGCAGAGCGCCGCCCUGUGUUUGCUGCGCUUGUACAGGGCAUCUCCCGACCUUGUCCCCAUGGGUGACUGGACAUCCCGAGUGGUGCAUCUCCUCAACGACCAGCACUUGGGAGUCGUGACUGCUGCCACGAGUCUUAUCACCACCUUGGCCCAGAAGAAUCCUGAAGAGUUUAAAACCUCCGUCUCUCUGGCUGUCUCCAGAUUAAGCAGAAUUGUGACAUCUGCGUCAACAGAUCUUCAGGAUUAUACGUACUAUUUUGUUCCGGCUCCCUGGCUGUCAGUAAAACUUCUAAGGUUGCUACAGUGCUAUCCACCCCCAGAAGACCCUGCAGUGCGAGGGCGCCUGACUGAGUGCCUGGAGACCAUCCUGAACAAAGCACAGGAGCCACCAAAGUCAAAGAAAGUCCAGCACUCCAAUGCCAAGAACGCCGUGCUCUUCGAGGCCAUCAGUCUGAUCAUCCACCAUGACAGUGAGCCCAACCUGCUCGUCCGUGCCUGUAACCAGCUGGGCCAGUUCCUGCAGCACCGGGAGACCAACCUGCGCUACCUGGCCCUGGAGAGCAUGUGCACGCUGGCCAGCUCUGAGUUCUCCCACGAGGCUGUCAAGACGCACAUCGACACUGUCAUCAACGCUCUGAAGACGGAGCGAGAUGUGAGUGUGCGGCAGCGGGCUGUGGAUCUCCUCUACGCCAUGUGUGACCGCAGCAAUGCCCAGCAGAUCGUGGCCGAGAUGCUGAGCUACUUGGAGACAGCGGACUACUCUAUUCGAGAGGAGAUUGUGCUGAAGGUUGCAAUCUUGGCAGAGAAGUACGCCGUGGACUACACAUGGUAUGUGGACACCAUCCUGAACCUAAUCCGGGUUGCCGGUGACUACGUAAGUGAGGAGGUGUGGUACCGCGUCAUCCAGAUCGUCACCAACCGGGACGACGUGCAGGGUUAUGCUGCCAAGACGGUGUUCGAGGCUCUUCAGGCCCCGGCGUGCCACGAGAACCUCGUCAAAGUCGGUGGCUACAUCCUGGGGGAGUUUGGAAACUUGAUAGCGGGGGACCCAAGAUCCAGCCCUCUGGUCCAGUUCCACCUGCUGCACUCCAAGUUCCACCUGUGCAGCGUGCCCACCAGGGCGCUGCUCCUGUCCACUUACAUCAAGUUUGUGAACCUCUUCCCGGAGGUGAAGCCCACCAUCCAGGAUGUGCUGCGCAGCGACAGCCAACUGAAGAACGCCGACGUGGAGCUGCAGCAGCGGGCCGUGGAGUACCUGAGGCUCAGCACCGUGGCCAGCACCGACAUCCUGGCAACUGUCCUGGAGGAAAUGCCCCCGUUUCCAGAGCGCGAGUCCUCCAUCCUGGCCAAGCUCAAGAAGAAGAAGGGCCCAAGCACUGUGACAGACCUGGAGGGGGCCAAGCGGGAGAGGGGCGCCGAUAUCAACGGGGGCCCUGAGCCUGCAACAGCUGGUGCCAGCACCACGUCUACACCUUCUCCAUCCGCAGACCUCCUGGGUCUGGGGGCUGCCCCCGCUGCCGCUGCAGGCCCCCCCACCUCCUCUGGUGCGCUGCUCGUGGACGUGUUCUCAGACUCGCCCUCCAUGGUGGCGCCUCUGGCUCCUGGCUCCGAGGACAACUUUGCCAGGUUUGUCUGUAAAAAUAAUGGUGUCUUGUUUGAAAACCAGCUGCUUCAAAUUGGACUUAAGUCUGAAUUUCGGCAGAAUUUAGGUCGAAUGUUUAUAUUUUAUGGUAAUAAAACCUCCACGCAGUUCUUAAAUUUCACUCCAACACUAAUCUGUUCAGAUGACCUUCAGGCCAGUCUGAGCCUGCAGACCAAGCCUGUGGACCCGACUGUGGACGGGGGUGCACAGGUGCAGCAGGUCGUCAACAUUGAGUGCGUGUCUGACUUCAUGGAGGCGCCCGUCCUCAACAUCCAGUUCAGGUAUGGGGGCACCUUUCAGAAUGUGUCCGUUAAGCUGCCUGUCACACUCAACAAAUUCUUCCAGCCCACAGAAAUGGCUGCUCAAGAUUUCUUCCAGCGUUGGAAGCAGCUCGGCAGUCCCCAGCAGGAAGUGCAGAACAUUUUCAAAGCAAAGCAUCCCAUGGACACAGAGAUCACCAAAGCCAAGAUUAUUGGGUUUGGUCCUGCGCUCCUUGAAGAAGUUGAUCCUAAUCCUGCAAAUUUUGUGGGAGCUGGUAUCGUACAUACCAGAACCACCCAGAUCGGAUGCUUACUGCGUUUGGAGCCAAAUCUACAAGCCCAGAUGUACCGGCUCACGCUGCGCACGAGUAAGGAGACUGUCUCUCAGAGGUUGUGUGAGCUGCUGUCAGAGCAGUUUUAGCCAGCGAGAACGGAGCAUCAGGCUUGCCUGUGUGCACUGCUCCUCAUCUCUAUCGUCUGUCUUCACGACCGUGCUGCAGAGAAUGCCCCAUCCACACAGCGUGGCACAUGGCCUCUCAGCCUGCCACUCAGACCGUGUCCUGGGCAGGGACAGGAUGCCAGGGUGCUGUGGAAGAGGGAAAGGCUGAGCCUGCACAGCUGCCGAGGCAGAGGAGGGAACAUGGGUCUGGGAUCGGUUCCUACAGAAAUGAAGACAAUUCUGUGGUCACAUCUGCAGAUUAAAGGGAAAUCAAGUUUGAAUGAAAA